Messenger RNA from Tachysurus fulvidraco (yellow catfish), 2736 nucleotides. It is a transcript of the gene ccl44, whose product is annotated as chemokine (C-C motif) ligand 44. The transcript has 4 exons. Gene Ontology annotation, biological process: cellular response to type II interferon; cellular response to interleukin-1; lymphocyte chemotaxis. Lineage: Eukaryota; Metazoa; Chordata; Actinopteri; Siluriformes; Bagridae. Gene Ontology annotation, cellular component: extracellular region. The coding region runs from base 130 to 468 and encodes 112 amino acids. The record is from RefSeq and is a predicted model, not a curated record. Gene Ontology annotation, molecular function: CCR chemokine receptor binding; chemokine activity.
GUGUUAGCAUGUGAGAAAACGACAGCAGGCAAAGGGAGGGAGUCAGUGAGUGGAGAGAUAUAAAAAAAAUCCUUCCAGAAGAUAGCAGAUAACAGAACACAGUCGUUUGUUUUAUACGGAAGAUUGACCAUGUUGCUGCAGACCCUCUUCAUGCUCUCUGCAACUGUUUUUUUCGGCUAUUUGGAAGGAAAGGGUGUUCAGAUGCAGAGGGAUGUUCAGUGUUGUAUGCAGUACUCGCAGCAGAAUGUGCGGACCAAAGAUGUUCUUAAGUUUGAGGUGCAGACAGAGGGGCCAGACUGCAGCAUAAGAGCCAUCAUAUUGUACACUAAGAAGGUGGUGAAGUGUGCAGACCCCAGGGACAGGAAAGUGAGGAGAUUACUGAAGAAACUGAGGCAGAGAGCCAAAGCCCACAAGUCCAUGCAGGUUCUGCCGCAAAGACGUUUGCCUGUCAUGUCAAAGAUCCAGUAAUUUAUGGGGAGAAUCUGACCACGUUAGCCUUUUCAUCUGUCACUGUCUUCUUGAACGUAUGUAGAUCACUGAUUUUCAAUACAGAACAUGCAGUACGCUGUCCCUCUGAGACAUGUAAUAUUUUAGAUCUCUUGAAAAUGACUGUUAAUCUAUAUAUGCCAAAGCAUUAUUUUUAACUCUGUACUUCAAGCUUGUUCAUUCUCUAUAUACAUUAUAUGUGUAUCUUAUAAGCUAUACAAGCUGUUAUAUAGAGUUAAAGUGACUUGACUGUUCCUGGCUCAAAAAUAGUGCGAAUACAUAUUCUAUUAUGUAUGGUAAUGCAAUCAAUUUUUAUAUAUACAGAAAUAUUGGAAAAUGCUGUGUACAUUUUGUUUUUAUUUUGAAAAUAGAAAGAUGGAGUUCUUUGUCUUUUCAAAAGGACAAAUUAAGAGCACACACGUUUGUAACACAUUUUUUAAAACAAGAGUUGCCACUAUAAUAGUUUUACUUUGGAAGGAUUAAAAAAGACCUCUAAGGAAUACUUUUACUAAAAGUGUAGCAUUAGUCAGGAUUUGCUGAAACAGUGGCCAUGGAUGGGUCUGAUUUGUUAUGAACAUAAAAUACAUAAAGGUGCAGAACUGUGAUGUUUCUGGGAGCAUUAACAAAACUAGAUUGACACCGACACAACCUCAUGACUAAGACUUAAAUACGUUAUGCAAAAUAAGAACUAAUCUGGCAUAUGGUCAGAAUUCUGGUUUCAACAACUGGUUAAAAUCCUGCUGACAACUAUUCAAGUUGUCAAAUGAGAACCAGUUUUUCACAAUUUACACCUGAUAUUGUCUAGUGGAUGACUUUGGGUACUCCUUGUAAUUAUCUGUACUAAUGUGGACCCAGUGCAUUAAAAAACAGAGGUACAAACUCACACAAUUACACUAAUUAUCAUGACUAUCAUCUCAGUCAUUAAUGCUGCACUGCUACAUGUUGCCACAUAUAUGCUGUAUUUUUGACAAAAAAACCCAUAAAUGUUCAGUUGUUCAUUCAGUUCAUUUGUUUUAUUUUUAACUUUUGUUAAAACAGAAUAUCUAUUAACCAUCAGCAUGCCAGUUACAUAUACAAGGCAGCAAAAAAACCUUCCUGAAAUUUUGAAAUGAUAAGCUGUUUGAAAAAGAAAAGCACAAUAUUGUGUGCUUUUAAAAAUGAGUCAUUUUUAUAUUUUCCCUAUAUUUUAAAUCAAGAUAUUCCCCUUUAGACAGUACUGUCAACAAACCAGACACAGACUGAAUCGUGAAUCAGUUUCUCAAAAGGUUCUGAACAAGAGAUGUCAAAAGUUUGUCUUUAAAUAUUAGAUAAUGUAUUUUCAAACAUUUUAUUAAAAGUAUUUAGAUAUACUUUUAUCUUGUAGUAAGAUAGUCAAAGCAAACCAACCAAACCAGAAAUGUGACAAAUUUACAGUUUGAAUGCUUAAGGAAGUCAAAUCUAGGGGAACACUGUGCAUUUUGUGAUGCAUCUAGGCAUGAUGCAAAGACAACAGAAUCAAGGGUGUUUGUAAUCAAAAUGAAGAUCAAGGGAACGUUACAUAAACUGAUACACUCGAUGCACAGCUAAAAUGAAACUUGAAUGAAGUUGUUGCAAUUUCAAUAGUGCAAUUGUGACAUGCUCAAGAUUGGAAAGUAAAUUUUGUAAAACAGUAAUACACCAUUGUAUAAUACAGAGCACAGCACUUAAAGGCAAUACACACGGCUUUCUGUCUGUUGUUUUUUAUGCUUUAUAGCAAUGUAUCUGUCUAAAAAACAGUCAUUCUUAUUUUAGAAAGACAACAAUAAAAAGAAAAGUGUAAAGAAAAAGUCUGAGAAGCCUUUUCUUUGCUGUUCGCCAUGACUCACGGGUUUGACUAAAUUCUACGGGUUUUCCCAUUCCCAACUACAUAUUUCUUUACACUUAAAGAUAACAGCAAAACUCAGUAUUGUCAGGUGUAAAAGUAAUCCCAUGGUAAUAUUAAUACACAAUCAUUCUAACACAUUAGCAUUGACAUUUAAAUUUAGGGCAUUUGGCGGACACAAGGGGGAUUAUAUAGCAGGUGCUGAAUAUAAUGUAAGCCUAAUAUAAAUGUAUUGUGUUCUGUAAAACAAAAUAUUGAAAUGCUGAUAUGCUUAAUUUUUCUGUAAGGAGGUCAAGGUCAAAUGCUGUAUGAGAGGCAUGCUGAAAUGCUGUUGCUGUAUAAGAGGAAAAAAACACGACCAGGUGUGAUGGUCUAGUCAAAUGAUAAACAGUUAUCCACAUUGCUUGAGG